Vicia faba (fava bean) is the source of this 1041-nucleotide messenger RNA. The record is from the annotation of a GenBank genome assembly. NCBI's taxonomy places the organism in Eukaryota, Viridiplantae, Streptophyta, Magnoliopsida, Fabales, Fabaceae.
AUGAACCAAAACCACUACGGACUCCUCUAUAAACCUCCGCCGGCAGCCCCUCCCACAACCAGAAUUUCAUCACAUUUCCUCAAAUUGAAGCUGUUUCAGAUUCAUUUGUUUUGCAAAUUUUCUAACAGCGAAAAUAUCAGCAAAUUUUUGAGAUACAGUAUGGAUAACAACAAUCCUUCGCCAACGAGUAAGAAAUCACUGAAGAGAAAACGGAAGUUGAGCAAGAAGAAGAAGAAGGAAGCAACCGCUCAAGAGAAUAAGGUUUUGAACUGUAACGUGAUUUGUGAGUUUGAAAACUCUACCACAGAAGAUAGGCCAAAGGAUUUGUCAAUUCCUUCCAUUGGAAAAUCUGUUGGAUGUUUGAAGAAGAAGCUUCUUAUUCUUGACCUUAACGGGAUUCUUGCUGACAUAGUUUCGCACCGUUUCCCAAAGAAUAUAAAAAGAGAUGCAAUGAUAGGGAAGAAAGCAUUAUUCAAGAGGCCUUUUUGUACCUCUUUUCUGAACUUUUGCUUCGAGAAAUUUGACGUUGCUGUGUGGUCUUCAAGAAUGGAGCAAAAUGUCAACAGUAUCGUUAAUCAUUUGAUGGGAAACAUGAGUCAGAGGUUGAUUUUCUGUUGGCACAUUUCACAAUGUACUAAUACAAAUAUCAAAACUCUUGACAAAAUUGGCAAGCCGGUUGUUUUCAAGGAUCUGAGGAGAGUUUGGAAUAAGUAUGACCCUAAUCUUCCUUGGGAGAAGGGAUACUACAACGAAUCAAAUACAUUGCUUAUAGACGACUCACCCUACAAGGGUUUACUCAAUCCGCCAUACAAUUCAAUAUAUCCGCCAUCAUUUAAUUGUCGACAACUUAAUGACAAAUCACUAGCUGUUGGAGGUCUCCUGCGAAAAUAUCUGGAGCGAUUAGCAGAUGCUGAAAAUGUGUCGAAGUUUGUAGAGCAGAAUCCGUUUGGUCAAAAACGUAUCAGCGAGACAAGCGAAUCUUGGAGCUUCUACUUCAAUAUACUUCAGUCACUUAAACCUAAAGAUAGAAAAUCAGAUUGA